This is a messenger RNA of Melospiza georgiana, 2938 nucleotides long. It is a transcript of the gene UBE2H, whose product is annotated as ubiquitin conjugating enzyme E2 H. Gene Ontology annotation, molecular function: ubiquitin conjugating enzyme activity. Gene Ontology annotation, cellular component: nucleus. Gene Ontology annotation, biological process: protein polyubiquitination; ubiquitin-dependent protein catabolic process. Bases 54 to 605 code for a protein of 183 amino acids. NCBI's taxonomy places the organism in Eukaryota, Metazoa, Chordata, Aves, Passeriformes, Passerellidae. The record is from RefSeq and is a predicted model, not a curated record. The transcript is spliced from 7 exons.
GCGGCGGCGGCGCUGACAGCCCGCCCGGAGCCCCGGGGGCGGCCGCGGCCACCAUGUCGUCCCCCAGCCCGGGCAAGAGGCGGAUGGACACCGACGUGGUCAAGCUGAUCGAGAGCAAACACGAAGUCACAAUCUUAGGAGGACUCAACGAAUUUGUUGUGAAGUUUUAUGGACCACAAGGAACACCCUAUGAAGGUGGAGUAUGGAAAGUUAGAGUCGACCUUCCUGACAAAUACCCCUUCAAAUCCCCAUCUAUAGGAUUCAUGAAUAAAAUCUUCCAUCCCAACAUUGACGAAGCGUCAGGAACUGUAUGUCUAGAUGUAAUCAAUCAAACUUGGACAGCUCUCUACGAUCUCACCAAUAUUUUUGAGUCGUUCCUGCCCCAGCUGCUGGCCUAUCCCAACCCCAUAGAUCCUCUCAAUGGGGACGCUGCAGCCAUGUACCUCCACCGACCAGAAGAGUACAAACAGAAAAUUAAAGAAUACAUCCAGAAAUAUGCAACAGAAGAAGCACUAAAAGAGCAGGAAGAAGGCACCGGGGACAGCUCAUCCGAGAGCUCCAUGUCUGACUUCUCUGAAGAUGAGGCUCAGGACAUGGAGUUGUAGUAGAGGAGGCACCUGCUUUUCAGAGAGACUCUAAUUUCCUAACCAUGAGAAGCAGACUAUAAUAUUCAUAUUUAAACAAAGCAAUUUUUUUUAUUACUAAACAAGGUUUUUAUGAAUUCUAGCAUUGAGCUAUAUAUAUAUAUUUAUAUAUAUGUGUGUGUUUAUAUAUAAAUAUAUAUAUAUCACCCUUUAGGUCUUGAUUUUCUCGGUCAUGUCCCGGUUCCCGAGGUGCAUUAGAGCAUUCCCAACAUUCCAUUCUGGUAGCAAUAUGCAGGAUGCAUGCCUUGAGAUUUUCCAUUUGGCCAAGUCACCUUUGGUGUGCUACCAAACAGCUGCCCUGGGAGGGAGGGAAUUAGCAAAGAAAACCCAAAAUCCAAACAAAGGGUAGAAAAAAGAGAAGGAUUUGGUGUCGGCUCAAGGUUUCCACCUGAGGUGUUGGUGUUGCCACCUCAGGUGUUGGUGUUGCCACCUCAGAUGUUGGUGAUUCCACCUGAGGUGUUGGUGUUGCCACCUCAGGUGUUGGUGUUGCCACCUCAGAUGUUGGUGAUUCCACCUGAGGUGUUGGUGUUCCCACCUGAGGUGUUGGUGUUCCCACCUGAGGUGCUGGUGAUUCCACAUCAGAUGUUGGUGAUUCCACCUCAGAUGUUGGUGAUUCCACAUCAGAUGUUGGUGUUCCCACCUCAAAUGUUGGUGAUUCCACCUCAGAUGUUGGUGAUUCCACCUCAGAUGUUGGUGUUCCCACCUGAGGUGUUGGUGUUCCCACCUGAGGUGUUGGUGAUUCCACAUCAGAUGUUGGUGAUUCCACCUCAGAUGUUGGUGUUCCCACCUGAGACGUUGGUGUUCCCACCUCAGACGUUGGUGUUCCUACCUGAGGUGUUGGUGAUUCCACCUGAGACGUUGGUGUUCCCACCUGAGGUGUUGGUGAUUCCACCUGAGGCGUUGGUGUUCCCUCCAAGUCCAGCCCUCGGGGUGCAGGGGUUCAGGGGCUCCCCCGGGCUGUGUUUAGGGAAUGAGCCGGAGGGGCUGAGCCCAGAGCAGCCCCGAGCCGGGCGUGCAGCUCUGGGGCCCUGCAGAGCCUCCUGCUGGGGUUUCAGCCGUGGGUGCCCCUGCCCUCCCUCUGCUGCCCCCUCUGCAGAGGCUGGGCAUGCUCCUGCUCCCUGCCUGCGAGGGAAGAACCACCCAGAAGCACCACGGAUGAGGAGGAAGCUCCUGGAGCUGGGAUGCACCUGGAGCCCAGCUCCUCCUUCCUCUGCCCCUCUGGAACCUGCUGCCCUUCAUGGCUCCCGCUUGGCUUUGCCAUUUUUGGGGGUUUUUUUUUUCUUCCUUUCUUUUCCCCGCUCCCUCUUGUGCUGGAAGUGUGGUUCAGACACCUGACAGACGUGGCUGUGUCCUGGGAAUUCUCCUCUGACCAGAUGGAUUGGCCUUGCCAGAGCUGCAGCUCCACGGAAUUGUCCCGUUGGCCCAAGCCCACUAAUCCAUCGGCACCGAUUUGCAUUUUCCUUUUUGGGUUUUUUUUUUGGUCUCUUUUUAAAUCUUUCUUUCCUCCCCCCCUUCUGCACCAGCUUGGUUCCCAUCUGCUUGUGUGUGUGUACAACAGGAUAAAAAUUCCUUAAGAGUUAACAAAGAAAAAUAUCUAGGAAAAAAAAACCACACAAAAUUUGAGCUGAAUAAAAAAAAAAAAAAAAAAAAGCCUAAAAAGCACCAAUUGAGGAAGCAAAUGAAUUCACUCUUUGGUUUUUUGUUGGUUGGUUUGGUUUUCUUUUUUAGGUUUAUUUUUUUUGGUUUUUUGGGUUUUUUUCCAGGAUGUUUGGGAAUUGGAAUGUUGGAUUUCUCCUGGUGUCUUGCAGCAAACUGAGAGAUUUUUAAUUUUUUUUUUUUUUUUUGCUGUUGUUCCUAGAAAUCUGAUAAGUAAAUGUCUCCUUGGGAUACUUGAAUUGGGAUAAUUGUGCGUCGGAGCUUCAAGCUGAGAUGGAUUUUUAAAGCUGAAUGUUACCUGCUGUUUUCUUUUGGGGAUUUUUGGAGGGGUUUGGACAAGAUCUUUUCGUUUGUGAUGCGACCUGCAGGAAGAAAUCAACCCACCCUGAGCGACUCUGGAGCAGAGUGUUGAAUGUCAGACUGGUACAUUUGCCAUUUCCCCAGAAUUCUUGGCCUUUGUUUCCUUUUCCUUUGAGACUCCACCGAGCUGGGGCUGGCAGAGCCCACCCCACCUCUGAUUCAUAAAGCACAAUCAGUUCCUUUUAUUUCUGUUGCUUUUGGGGGAGAAAAACAAAAAAACUCCAUCAAGUCCCACUUGGCUUUGGCAUGAAUUUCCUUAAUAAAAAUCCUACCAUGAA